This is a messenger RNA of Nicotiana tabacum (common tobacco), 2503 nucleotides long. RefSeq names its product tubby-like F-box protein 3. NCBI's taxonomy places the organism in Eukaryota, Viridiplantae, Streptophyta, Magnoliopsida, Solanales, Solanaceae. Gene Ontology annotation, molecular function: protein binding. The record is from RefSeq and is a predicted model, not a curated record.
ACGGCCAAGAAUCCAUCCAACAAGGCGGAGCAAGAAUCUGACCCGGCUUUGCAGUUGAAGGUGUCAGAGAUGAUGUGAGACAAAAGGCCAGACUCUCCACUUACCUACACUUCUGUCGCUGUGUGAAAGCCCAAAACUAAAGAAGAAGAAAAUGCUCACUUUUCAACCAAACCUACCUUACCAACCCUAACCCCUAUAUUCCCUCUUUCUUCAACUCCUUCCUUCUAAAGUAGAUGAUGUUCAAACACGAACUUCUAGGACCCAUUUCAGCUUUCUGUUUUAGGAACAUUCAAUGUACCUCGUCAGAUAUUGUAGAUCUGUACUGCUACUGAUCAUGGAUCACUCCUCUAUCCAAUCUUAAAAUUGAUGGUCUAGAUGUAGAAAUACAACUUGGGUGUGUUCAGUUUCAUCAUUUGGAGGGACAAUAUUUGUCCAUUUUAUCCAACAUUGAAGCUUUUUAUCAAAGAUUGGAUUUUUAUUUAUCAAAAGAUAGGAACUUUAGCUUUACAGAUGGCUGAUUUUCAAUUUUGGUCUAUGUUUAUAGUUUAUUGUACAACACAGAGCUAACUUUAUUUCUGGGGUUUACCAAGAAAGAGGAUCUGGGUGAUUUGGGUCUGUACAAAAUUCCCAUCCAAAUUUGAUUCUUGAACAUAUGUAGCUUGAAUGGGUGUUACUUUUUGGUUUGUAAUAAUAGGAAAGAAUAUUAUUUGAAGUUCACUGUUGAGGAAAAUUUAGCAAACCAGUGUUGUAUAGUUGUUAAAGAUGUCAUUCAAGAGUAUGAUUCAGGAAAUGAGGGGUGAAUUUGGGAGCAUUUCGCGUAAAGGGUUUCGUUCUAGGUCACAUAGGGUUGUUCAAGAUUGUACAGUGACAUUGGAUGCUUUAAGGCAAAGUUGUUGGGCUAAUAUGCCGCCCGAGCUAUUGAGAGAUGUCCUGAUGAGGAUUGAGGCUUCUGACUCUACUUGGCCUCCGAGAAAAAAUGUGGUUUGUUGUGCUGGUGUUUGUAGGAGUUGGAGAGAAAUAAUGAAAGAAAUUGUUAAAACACCUGAAAUUUGUGGCAAAUUGACGUUCCCCAUAUCCUUGAAGCAGCCUGGUCCUAGAGACAAUCUUGUUCAAUGUUUCAUCAAAAGGAACCGGAGCUCUCAGACGUAUCACCUUUAUCUUAAUUUUAAUGAAGCUUCUAACGAUGAUGGUAAGUUCCUUCUUGCUGCUCGGAAGUGUAGAAGGCCAACAUGCACAGAUUACAUCAUUUCUUUAAAUGCUGAUGAUGUUUCCAAGGGUAGCAGCACCUACAUUGGGAAGCUGAGAUCCAACUUCCUGGGAACCAAGUUCACAAUCUAUGAUGCACAACCCUCUAAUGCAGGAGCUAAAGUCAGUAAAUGCCGCUCUACUAGGUUUGUUGGAAUGAAACAAGUCUCUCCAAGAAUACCUGCCAGCAACUUUCCCGUCGCUCACAUCUCAUACGAGUUGAAUGUCCUGGGGUCUAGGGGGCCUAGGAGGAUGCUGUGUGUCAUGGAUGCAAUUCCUGCUUCUUCUGUUGAACCUGGGGGUGUAGCCCCUACGCAGACAGAAUUUGUUCCUGUGAAUAUAGAUUCCUUCCCCUCCCUUCCCUUUUUUAGAUCAAAAUCAACUCGCAUGGAUAAUUUCCCAUCCGGGCCUUUACCCAGUCAAAAAGAUGAAGUUUUAAGUUUGAAGAACAAGGCUCCUAGGUGGCACGAGCAACUCCAGUGCUGGUGUCUUAACUUCAAUGGCAGGGUAACAGUUGCUUCCGUAAAAAACUUUCAGCUAGUUGCUUCUCAAGGUGAUGGAGCUGGACAGGAACAUGAGAAUGUUGUUCUCCAAUUUGGAAAAGUGGGAGAAGAUGUGUUUACCAUGGACUAUCAGUAUCCUAUCUCUGCAUUUCAGGCAUUUGCGAUCUGCCUCAGCAGCUUUGACACCAAAAUUGCCUGUGAAUAAUGAGACAGGUUCUGCAAGACGUAUUUGAGGUGCUCAGGCUGGCGUUUGCAUAACCCUGUGUCUGUUGGCCACUGAACUAACACCCAGUUGAAUCGCAGCAAGUUUGUUCUUUGCUGAAUUAAUCGCCCUGGUUUCCUGUGCUUGGACCUUUCUCUUGUUACUUUUUGUAAAUAGACAGGUAUGCUUCCCAGUUUGGUUCUUCUAACUUACUGCUUUUGUUAGCUCACUACCUGAUUGUACUUGUUGUACCCUUUCUCCUGGACAGGAGUGCUUUCAUUUCUGAUUUUUCGUUCUUCCCCUUACAGUUCAAAACUUUUGUAGUAUGAGCAUUUUGAUGUCUUUAUCAACGGUAGUAUUUCUCUCUUGGAAUAAUGCCGAAAUGUAAUUGUAAUAUGCAAGAGUAGAAAUUUGUGGAGAUAGAACACCAAUGUAAGGCUGGUGACACUUGAACCUGUUUUGCCAAAUACAUUGCGAAAACAAUCAAGUGUGCGCAAGUGAUGAAAUACUAGACUUUUUUUGUUACAACAAUAUCAACAAAUACUAGCAAUUA